UCAAUUUAUUUGGUUAAGACGGAUUUUUUUUCUUGAACCUGCUUCUAAAAAGUGACCACAUUCACUAUUCCCGCGACACGCGUGCUGAAACAGGAGAGUGAUUAAGAGAUGGCAACGUGACAGGUGCAGUCAGGAAGACGGUUGCAGAGUGGGAGGAGCCGAACCCGAACUGCCCAGGGACACCCUGCAUGUAGACAUGAUUCUUGGACUCCUUAGAAAGCUCGGGAGCCCCGCGAAAGCCAUUUGCGUAUUAAUGACAGAAGGAGGAUGAGUCCUGCCUGAUGUGAUUUCCCAGACAACUGCCCGACGCCACUCAGUGGCCCCGAGGGCGCGGGUGGCGCUGGCCACACCUCGGCGUUGCUGGUUGGCAGGCUUAGUUCCCUGUCCUCUUCUGAAGCCCGGUGUCAACACGGACUCAAACAAUAGCCACUCUGGCAAGAGUCCUUGACACACAAUGAAGUCGCCUUGCCGAGCUCCGCAGUGACAGCGUUGGGGUGUCCCACUCUGCGCGGCUGCCCCAGGGCAGGAGCUGGUUUCUGGCUCCGGCGCGGGGCUGGGGGAUGAUGGCCUUGGAGCCCCGAAGCGUGGCGCAGUUGGCGGGGGCCUCCUUGUCCUUGCUGGGGUGGGUCUUGUCCUGCCUUACAAACUACCUGCCCCAGUGGAAAAACCUCAACCUGGACCUGAACGAAAUGGAGAACUGGACCGUGGGGCUCUGGCAAGCCUGCGUCACCCAGGAGGAGGUGGGCACGCAGUGCAAGGACUUCGAUUCCUUCCUGGCCCUGCCCGCCGAGCUCAGGGUCUCCAGGGUCCUCAUGUUCCUGUCCAACGGGCUGGGGCUCCUGGGCCUGCUGGCCGCCGGCCUCGGCCUGGACUGCCUGAGGCUUGGAGAGUCGCGGCGAGGGCUCAAGAAAGGACUGCUGAUCCUGGGAGGGACCGUGCUCUGGGCGGCAGGGGUCGCGGCCCUGGUCCCGGUGUCCUGGGUGGCCCACAGGACGGUCCAGGAGUUCUGGGAUGAGACGGUGCCGGAGAUCGUGCCCAGGUGGGAGUUUGGGGAAGCCCUGUUUCUGGGCUGGUUUGCUGGCUUUUUCCUCCUCCUGGGAGGGGGCCUGCUGAACUGUGCGGCGUGCUCCACCCAGGCUGCCCGCGCUUCGGGCCACUACGUGGCGGCAGAAACGCAGGAUCGCCGUCAGCACCCGGAGACGAACAAAACCCACCUGAAAAUCUAAGCCAGAAAGCAUCAGUGCCGUCCACUCUUCAAGAGACGCUCACUCCUCUCUGGAUUUGGUAGGAUCUCCUGCUACACAGCCACCUAGUCACUGUUGCUUUUAAUUUUCUAAAAUGCAUCUCCCCCACCCCAACCCCGUGGCUAUUGCCUUCUUAAAUUAUCAUUUCCUUUUAAGACAGUAAAACACUUUUAUCUUCUCUUCUGAGUCCAAAACCACUCAAGACUUAAUAGUAAUCACACUCAUUACUGGGGAUGAGUUUUCUCAAUUUUAAAAUAGAUGCAGUGAUUGCAGAGAACUGGUAAAUAAAACAUUAUAUUAGUGCUUACAUAUCUUUGAAGGUGUUAUUCAUAGAGAUGAAUCAUUUUGGCAAUUGGGAAUGUUACUGCUAGUCAUUUACUGUGUUCAAGUGUGUAAAAUCCCCUAUUAUAUUGAAACUGAAGUCCUUGCAUGUUUAUGGAGAAUGUACAUUAGAGCAUACUAAAAAAUUGCUGGUUCUUUGAAAGCUGAGAGGUGAGAGACGUGGGCUGCAUCGUCUCCUUGGUAAUCGGAGACCUCAGAGCCUCUAUGGAGCCUUCCCCGAAAGCCAGCCACAUUCCUUCAUUCUGCCCUCACCCAGGGCAGAAGCAGAGGAGGGCAAUCUGGUGCCUGGGGAGAUUUCAUGGAAAAUCUGUCACACAGGUGUGCUUUGGCCUGGGUGUCGCGGGCUCUGGGGUAGGAGCCUACUGUUGCCCUCAGCCCUGGCUGCCCCCCCCCCCGCUCUGUGGAGCAACCACAGGGGGCGCUGCAGGUCAGGGUGCCUGGGGAGGCGGGUGUGGGGGGCUUAGGGUAAGGGGCUCCUGAGAUCACGGCCCCACGGGAGCACAAGGCUGGGAUGGGCAGGGACCACAGAGCUCACCUUGGAGACGCCCUCUUUUACUCUGCACGAUGAAAACAGGCUUUUUCUAUCAGCAACACGGAUCGCCCAACCAAGAACUAUUCCCAGCAAACUGCUGACUUCAGAAGUUCCUUCGUGAUAGAGUUGAUAUUUGCUCAGUACCUGGCUCAAGUAAACUCUUGUUGGCACCAAUCACGGAAGUUGAACAGUAAAGGAC
Messenger RNA from Nyctereutes procyonoides (raccoon dog), 2317 nucleotides. It is a transcript of the gene CLDN22, whose product is annotated as claudin 22. Gene Ontology annotation, biological process: bicellular tight junction assembly; cell adhesion. The record is from RefSeq and is a predicted model, not a curated record. The transcript has a single exon. Lineage: Eukaryota; Metazoa; Chordata; Mammalia; Carnivora; Canidae. Gene Ontology annotation, cellular component: bicellular tight junction; plasma membrane. Bases 561 to 1226 code for a protein of 221 amino acids. Gene Ontology annotation, molecular function: structural molecule activity.